GGACUUUCCCCCGCUCUGUGGCGCCUCUUCCUCAUUUAUCCCAUCACUCACCACUCACCUUCGCCAUCCUUCUUCAUUUCUUUCCUCACAAUCUUCCCUUUCCCCAUCUACGCUCGGAUCCCACUCCCUACAAUUAUACAAAUACCUAUACCAACGCUUCUAAUACGUAUCUUUUCAGCUGCGUGUGUGUUUGCUUGUUGAUAAAACUUGUUGAUUCUUUGAUUUGAGAGAGAUUUCUGGAUCAGAGCUCACUGUUCUCAAAAUGUGCUCUCUGCAGUUCUCGAAUUGCAGAGGCUUUAACCAGUCAGCAUUCCCUUCCAGCUUCUCUUCGAUCGAGAAGAAGCUGCGGAAGAGCAGAGUUGUGAUUCAUUCCUCCUUUUGGGGCGGAUGCUUGGAUUUAAACGAUGGGAACGCGAAAGAGAUGAAGCAGCGGUCAAGUGGAGGGAAUUCUAGGGUUUAUGCCAUGUCCUCCACCGAAUUCAAGAUGAAUUUGAAUGAGUAUAUGGUGACGCUGGAUAAACCACUCGGCAUCCGUUUCGCUCUCUCGCUUGAUGGAAAAGUUUUCGUGCAUGCGCUUCAGAAAGGGGGUAAUGCUGAGAAAUCCAGAAUAAUUAUGGUGGGUGAUACUUUGAAGAAGGCGAGUGAAUCAUCUGGUGCGAGGCUUAUUGAGAUUAAGGACUUCGGUGAUACAGAGAGUCUUACAAAAGAGAAAUCGGGUUCUUGCAGCCUUGUACUUGAGAGACCCUUCUCCCCUUUUCCCAUCCAUCAACUCUAUCUUAUGAAUGAUCUUGAUAUUUUAUUUAAUCGAGGUCGUGUUCCUAUUACCACUUGGAACAAAAAUAUUUGUGCAUCAAAUUUGCGGGCAUCCAGUGAGAGCAGUGGAAACUCUGGGUUUGCUGUAUUUUCCCCAAAGUUUUUAACUUCCCAAGGGUGGAAGUAUUUGAAUGAUCAGAACAUGAACAACCAACCACAAACAGUUAAGAACACCCCUGCUCUACCAUUUAGUCCUCUCGUAGCCAUUUUCACAGAGGAAGUGUCUGAAGAUGCUGAAUGGGCACAUGGGAGCUUCCCACUGGAAGAGUAUGUGAAGGCAUUGGAGCGUUCAAAGGGGGAGCUCUAUUAUAAUCAUUCUCUUGGUAUGCGCUAUAGUAAGAUCACGGAGCAAAUUUAUGUUGGGUCAUGUAUUCAAACAGAAGAAGAUGUGGAGACCUUAUCUACCACUGCGGGAGUCACAGCUGUGCUGAAUUUUCAGAGUACCGUUGAAGCUGCGAAUUGGGGAAUUGAUUCAAAUUUAAUCAAUGAGUCAUGCCAAAAGUUUAACAUCCUUAUGAUUAAUUAUCCAAUAAGGGAUGCAGAUUCUUUUGACAUGAGAAAGAAACUGCCAUUCUGUGUGGGUCUUUUGCUACGUUUGCUUAAGAAGAAUUAUCGUGUUUAUGUUACUUGCACAAAUGGGUUUGAUCGGUCACCUGCUUGUGUAAUUGCAUACCUCCACUGGAUGACAGAUACUUCCCUUCAUGCAGCUUACAAUUUCGUUACUGGGUUGCAUUCAUGCAGACCUGAUAGACCAGCAAUUGCGUGGGCAACAUGGGAUCUCAUAGCCAUGGUUGAAAGUGGCAGACAUGAUGGACCUUCAACCCAUGCAGUGACCUUUGUCUGGAAUGGACAUGAGGGAGAAGAUGUAUGUCUGGUAGGAGAUUUUACUGGAAACUGGAAAGAACCAAUCAAGGCAGUCCAUAAGGGUGGCCCAAGAUAUGAAGUUGAAGUUAGACUUCCCCAGGGGAAGUACUACUACAAAUACAUAACCAAUGGGGAUUGGAGGCAUUCAACAGCUUCACCGAUUGAAAGGGAUGACAGAGGGAAUAUAAACAAUGUGAUUGUCAUUGGCGACACGGCCAGCGUGAAACCUUCUGUUCAACAACAAAAGAAGGAUGCAAACAUUGUGAAGGUCAUCGAGAGGCCAUUGACUGAAAAUGAGCGCUUUAUGUUGGCAAAAGCAGCUCGAUGUGUUGCUUUCUCUGUCUGUCCAAUAAGGCUGGCUCCCAAGUGAUAGUCCUUUGCAACAUCUGGGAAUGGUUCAAGGGUAGUUUAUCAUCAACCGACUUCAUUAUUUUCCAGGUCUACCUUUCAGACAUCCUUCUAUUACAAGGAUCCACAUAUAUAGCACAGUGGCUCUAGGUUAGCUUUUGAAGAGAAAGAAUGAGCUGACCUGUUUGAUGCAACUGAAAAAAACAGCUUUGCUGCAGAAUUUUCUCUAGUCCAUGUAUUCUUAUAGUUCCACGAAAUUCAUCCACUUCAAUAGCAAAAAACUACUUCUAUUUGAAGUAUCAGACCAAGAGAAUUUAUGUUCUAUAUAUAAAUAACACUUGCAAAUCACUA
Sesamum indicum (sesame) is the source of this 2376-nucleotide messenger RNA. Its product is annotated as phosphoglucan phosphatase LSF1, chloroplastic. The record is from RefSeq and is a predicted model, not a curated record. Gene Ontology annotation, biological process: starch catabolic process; protein dephosphorylation. NCBI's taxonomy places the organism in Eukaryota, Viridiplantae, Streptophyta, Magnoliopsida, Lamiales, Pedaliaceae. Gene Ontology annotation, molecular function: carbohydrate phosphatase activity. Gene Ontology annotation, cellular component: starch grain; chloroplast.